AGUGUGCGCACGCCGCCCAGAGCCACUCGGCCCUCUCCUCGCACCCUGUUCGGGGCAUCUUGAGAGCCUGGAAACGGGAACAGGCUUAAAGUAUGGCAUGUUGCAAAGAUGGUUUCUGCCAAGAAGGUGCCCGCUAUCGCGAUGUCCGCUGUGGUCAGUUUCGCCCUCCUGCACUUCCUGUGCCUGGCGGCUUGUUUAAACGAAUCCUCAGGACAGAACCAAAAGGAAGAGAAAUUAUGCCCGGACAAUUUUACCCGCAUCCUGGACAGUUUACUCGAUGGUUAUGACAACAGGCUGCGUCCUGGAUUUGGGGGUCCUGUUACAGAAGUCAAAACUGACAUAUAUGUUACCAGCUUUGGUCCUGUUUCAGAUGUUGAAAUGGAAUACACAAUGGAUGUCUUCUUCAGACAGACAUGGAUUGACAAAAGACUAAAAUAUGAUGGUCCCAUUGAAAUUUUGAGAUUGAACAAUAUGAUGGUAACAAAAGUAUGGACUCCUGAUACUUUCUUCAGGAAUGGGAAGAAAUCUGUCUCACAUAAUAUGACAGCUCCAAAUAAGCUAUUUAGAAUUAUGAGAAAUGGCACUAUUUUAUAUACAAUGAGACUCACCAUAAGUGCAGAGUGUCCCAUGAGAUUGGUGGAUUUCCCUAUGGAUGGUCAUGCAUGUCCUUUGAAAUUUGGGAGUUACGCAUAUCCGAAGAGUGAGAUGAUAUAUACAUGGACAAAAGGCCCUGAGAAAUCAGUAGAAGUUCCAAAGGAGUCUUCCAGCUUAGUUCAGUAUGACUUGAUAGGGCAAACAGUAUCAAGUGAAACUAUCAAAUCAAUUACGGGUGAAUAUAUUGUUAUGACAGUUUAUUUCCACCUCAGACGGAAGAUGGGCUAUUUUAUGAUUCAGACGUACAUCCCAUGCAUUAUGACAGUGAUUCUUUCUCAAGUUUCAUUCUGGAUAAAUAAGGAAUCCGUUCCAGCUAGGACUGUAUUUGGAAUAACCACAGUUCUCACCAUGACCACAUUGAGCAUCAGUGCAAGGCAUUCUUUGCCCAAAGUGUCCUAUGCUACUGCCAUGGAUUGGUUUAUAGCUGUUUGCUUUGCUUUUGUAUUUUCGGCCCUUAUUGAGUUUGCUGCUGUCAACUAUUUUACCAAUAUUCAAAUGGAAAAAGCCAAAAGGAAGACCUCAAAACCUCUCCAGGAAGCUCCAGCUGCUCCAGUACUGAGAGGAAAGCAUCCAGAAGGACCUCUGCAGAGCACAGAAGCCAAUGUGAACAUGAGAAAAAGGACAAAUGCCUUGGUUCACUCUGAAUCUGUUGUUGGUAACAGAACUGAGGUGGGAAACCAUUUGAAUAGAUCUUCCACAGUUGUUCAAGGAUCUUCUGGAACCACAUCACAAUCUUACUUAGCUUCCAGUCCAAAUCCAUUCAGCAGUGCAAAUGCAGCAGAAACUAUAUCUGCUGCAAGAGCACUUCCAUCCACGCCUUCUUCCACUCCUGCAGGGACUGGGCAUUCGCCUCAGCAAGUAUCAGCUGGAUCUGCUUCUAGCCACCAUGUGUUUGGAUCAAGACUGGAGAGGAUUAAGACAACAGUUAACACUGUAGGGGCUUCAGGAAAGCUGUCGGUCACUCCUCCUCCUCCUUCUGCUCCACCACCUUCUGGGUCUGGCACAAGUAAAAUAGACAAAUAUGCCCGUAUUCUCUUUCCAGUCACAUUUGGGGCAUUUAACAUGGUGUAUUGGGUUGUUUAUUUAUCCAAGGACACGAUGGAGAAGACAGAAAGUCUAAUGUAGUUUGGUUGCUUCAGUAAUUUCCUAAAAGUUGAUGAAUUUAAUGUGGUUGUCUUUUUAAAUGUUUUUAAAGAUAAACCAUUAUUCUUUUCUAAAAUACUAAUUCUCUGUAACUUUUCCAUUUAAUAAAUGCAAGGUACUUACUGGAAUCAUUAUAUAAUUAUUCAGUGAAGUGAAAGCAAAUCAUCUUUCUUCUCAGAAAGUUGAUUUAAGUAGAGUCUAUGCAGCAUUCAAAAUAGAUGGAAUACAGACCAUCCUGGAAAGUUAGAACAAGGGAAAUAGGGCUAUUAGAGAUGCAUGGCGCAUAUUUGUGUAUUGCAAAUUGAAAAUAGACUGUGAUCGUAAAUAUAUAUAUAAAAUGAUUAAGAAGCAGCCAGUCUAAAUUUUCUAGUGAUCUUGUCUUUAACAAAGACUGUCUAU
This is a messenger RNA of Chrysochloris asiatica (Cape golden mole), 2196 nucleotides long. RefSeq names its product gamma-aminobutyric acid (GABA) A receptor, alpha 4 (gene GABRA4). Gene Ontology annotation, molecular function: inhibitory extracellular ligand-gated monoatomic ion channel activity; benzodiazepine receptor activity; transmitter-gated monoatomic ion channel activity involved in regulation of postsynaptic membrane potential. Gene Ontology annotation, biological process: monoatomic ion transmembrane transport; signal transduction; regulation of postsynaptic membrane potential. Gene Ontology annotation, cellular component: postsynapse; GABA-A receptor complex; synapse. Bases 109 to 1779 code for a protein of 556 amino acids. Lineage: Eukaryota; Metazoa; Chordata; Mammalia; Afrosoricida; Chrysochloridae. The record is from RefSeq and is a predicted model, not a curated record. The transcript is spliced from 9 exons.